Messenger RNA from Apus apus (common swift), 4481 nucleotides. Its product is annotated as desmoglein-2-like. The transcript is spliced from 15 exons. Gene Ontology annotation, molecular function: calcium ion binding. The coding region runs from base 1 to 3363 and encodes 1120 amino acids. Gene Ontology annotation, biological process: homophilic cell-cell adhesion. The record is from RefSeq and is a predicted model, not a curated record. Gene Ontology annotation, cellular component: plasma membrane; desmosome. NCBI's taxonomy places the organism in Eukaryota, Metazoa, Chordata, Aves, Apodiformes, Apodidae.
AUGAACAUGUCUCCGCCUUGUUUAAGUAAGGGGUGUAUGUGUGCCAUUUCUCCUACCAGCAAGAUCUGUUUGAAUUACGGAAAUGGACUCUAUGUGAAGGUUUAUAAUCGAAAUGGCAGAAGCGGUGUGUUGUCUCACCCCAACAGCCUAGUCAGACAAAAGCGAGAAUGGACAGUCCCUCCCGCUUUCAUACGGGAAGAGGAGGACAAUUCCUAUAAGAAUCCAAUUGCUAGAAUACAUUCUGAUCUUGAAGAUACAGGGGUAGUGGUGACUUAUACUAUAUCUGGUCAAGGAGUAACAGAACCCCCUUACGGAUUAUUUGUUAUCAAUGGAAAGACUGGAGACCUGAACAUAACAGGAAGAGUUGACAGAGAAAAGACGCCAAUGCUGCUUCUCAGAGGUCAUGCACUAGAUAAGAAUGGAGCAAAACUGGAAGAGCCAAUAGACCUACCGAUUAAAGUCAUAGAUAUAAAUGACAAUUUUCCAGUAUUUUCGCAUGAAGUUUUUGUUGGUUCAAUUGAAGAAUUAAGUGAAACAGGAACAAUUGUAAUGAAGAUAAAUGCAACAGAUGCAGAUGAACCAAAUAACCUCAAUUCCAAAAUUGCUUUCAGGAUUGUUUCCCAAAGUCCUAGUGCUGCAUUCAGUAUGGAUAAAAAUACUGGCGAGGUUCGAGUAGCAAAAAUAAAUCUUGACAGAGAGACAGAAAGCAGCUAUUCUUUGGUGGUGGAAGCGAAAGACCGUGGUGGUGAAAUAGGUGGGAAUGCUGCAACAUGUUCUUUAGAAAUCAAGAUUUUGGAUGUCAAUGACAACCUGCCUGUGGUUGAAAGUCAUGCAUUUGAAGGAAGCAUUGAAGAAAACCGAGCAAACGUGGAAAUUCUGCGAAUAAAAGUGUUUGACAAAGAUGAAGAAUUUUCUGAUAACUGGCUGGCAAACUUCUCAUUUGUUUCUGGAAAUGAAGGUGGCUUUUUUCGUAUAGUAACAGAUACACAAACAAAUGAAGGAAUUUUGACUGUUGUGAAGGAGCUGGAUUAUGAAAAAAUGCAAAGCCUAAACCUGGGCAUUGUUGUUACAAACAAAGCAGAGUUCCACAAGUCAAUUAAACACAGUUUUAAAGCACAAACAAUUCCAAUCAAAAUUAAAGUGAUUGACGUGCGGGAAGGCCCUGUAUUCCCUGGUGGUACAAAAGUCAUUGAAACAAGUGAGACAAUGCAGCUAAGACAGGUUAUUGGACAGUACCAAGCCAUUGAUGAAGACACUGGAAAAACAGCAAAGCAAAUUACAUACAUGAAAGGAAAAGAUGCAGCAAAUUUGAUCACAAUAGACCCUACCACAGGUGAAAUCCGACUUGCCAAAAAACUUGAUUACGAAUCAUCUCAUGUAGUAAAUGGUACCUACACUUUCACCAUAUUAGGUGUAACUACUGAUUUUCCUCAGAAAACAGCCACAGGCACAGUCGUCCUUCAAGUUAAAGAUGAGAAUGAUAACUGCCCAGUUAUUGUGAACCCUGUGCAGACUGUGUGUUUAGAUGCAAAAUCAGUUGAUGUUACUGCUCAUGAUUUGGAUGGUUACCCAAACAGUGAGCCCUUCAGCUUUACUGUCAUUGAUGAGCCAGAAGGGACAGCAGAAAAAUGGAAAAUUGCAUCCAGAAAUGACACCAGCAUACAGCUGGUACCGCAAAACCUGAAGCUGGGCAGAACUGAAGUUCCCAUCCUAGUGAAGGAUUUCCAAGGGUUCAGCUGUGCUCAAGCACAGUCUCUGCAACUGACUGUUUGUAACUGUGCGGAGGAAGGCGUAUGCAAAGAGAAAAUAAUUGGCGCCAAGUCAGUGGGCCUGGGACCGGGAGCGAUUGCGCUAAUCAUCUUGGCGUUUUUACUUUUGCUGCUUCUUCCAUUGUUACUGCUGCUGUGUCCCUGCGGCUCAGGAGCAAAGGGAUUUGCUGCGAUACCGGACUACAGCGAAGCCAUGUUACGUCAGUGGAACAGUGAAGGGGCAGCUCCUGAGGAGAAGGCAUUUCUAAGCCUCAUCCCACCCACUCUACUGGUGAACCAAAAAGGAGUGACCAGCGGAGCAGCAACAGCAGUAGGAAUGAGUGGAGAGGAAACUGCAACAGGAGGAGGCAGCUCUGCCUCUCAAGUAAGAGAGCAUUGCAACACCAUUACCAAGGAAAGAUGGGAAGAACAAAGACAUCUCCUUUCUGGUGCUGACUGUGGAGCCGUGGCAGCUGGAGGGGCUGAAAGCAUGGCAGGUGUAGACAGCAAGAUGGUGGUGGCUGGAGGAGGAGUCUCAGUGAGAGCUGCAGGAGCCAUGAAUGAAGAAUUUUUAAGAGACUACUUCAAUGACAAAGCUUUCUCUUUUGCGGAUGAAGAUGAAGCCAAGGCUGCAAAUGACUGUCUCCUGGUUUAUUCCCAGGGAGAGUCAGAGUCCCCCCAUGGCUCCAUUGGCUGCUGCAGCUUUAUUGAGGGUGAUCUUGACGACCACUUCCUUGACGAUUUAGGAGACAAAUUUAAGACUCUAGCAGAAAUAUGCAUAGGCAGACACAUCAACAUGAAAGACAGUAGCUACAGGAAUGAAUCAGGUUUCGGUCUUAAUGACGCAAACUCACGAUUCUUAGAUCAGCAAAAUGCUUCCAGCUCUGAGGAAGCUUUUGCCUCCCGCAGCCGCUUCCAGCCCGCCUCACUGGUGCAUGCAGCUGAUGGCACAGGAGAAGGCACCUUGUCCAAGGAGGUGGUCACGGAAACAACCUACUUAUCCCACUCUGGCCAGCACCAUGCCCGGCCCCUUCCCACUGCCCAUGCUGAGGCCAAUUUGACUGUAGCAGAGACGUCCUACUCUGCAGGAGCUCCUGCCCGCUCAGCCGCCACCUUUCUAGAGCCCCAGUUUAAGGAGAACAUAGUGGUGACAGAGAGAGUGCUGGCACCCGCAUCAAGCUUACAGGCUAUGGUGGAAAUCCCCAGUUUGCCACAUGGAAGUAAUGUGGUGGUUACAGAGAGGAUGGUGAAGUCAGAGGGUUCCAGGCCAGGAGCCCUGACAGUUCAGGAUCUCCCUGACUCCCAGUACGUGGUGGUGAGGGAGCGGGAGAGGGUGCUUGUGCCUGCUGCAGAGCCGGGCUCACUCAGCUUCCCCACGUUGGCAGAGGAGCACAGCGUAGUGGUGAAUGAGAGAAUGGUGACAGCCUCAGGGGUGCAGAGCAGAGCUGAACAGGCAGCCGGUGCCACCCCAGGAAGGCAAGAGCACGUGUUGAUCACAGAUUCCCUGCUCAACCAGGCAGGCUCCAACUUAGAAGGGCCGCCUUCUGCCAGCGCCAUGACGAGCAAGUCUUCCAGGGUCACCAAAUACAGCACAGUACAGUACACACGCUCGUAGCCUGGCCCCUUGCAGGGGAGAUGGUGUCCAGCACCCCUGUCAAUGCAUGCGUCUCACCUCAGGCUUUUUCUUGAGACUCAACUUUGCUGGAGCUUUCAGAAUGACAUGGACUCGCUUUCAGUAGUUUGUAUAAAUAAGGAUUAUGACCAAGAAGCUAGUAAGGAAAUCUGCUGUUGUUCUUAGGCAACAUUGGCAGUGAUGCUUUUGAAGUGGAAGGAUAUGGGAAAUACAUUUUUUUCUUUGUUUGCUGUUUUUGUUGUUGCUUUUAAUUAUUCAGUUAGUGUAAUAAUACCGUCUAACCACAGCUGCAUAAUUAUGGGAAGGCAUAAAAAAAGUCUAAAAUCUAGUGUUGGACAGUAGUGUGCAAAGCACAAGUUAAGUUUCUGAACUGCUUAUUUAGUGUAUGUGCUGAAGUCCCUCAUACGAGGCAGCAGUUUCUUGUGGCAUGUUUGCCAUCUAUUGCCUUGCAGGCCAGGGCAGCUCCCCCUGAGCUGCAGCUGUAGAUCUCCACACCGUGGUGAAUUGCUAAGAAGUUUCUCCUUCAUGAGAAGAUCACUGGCCACUUAAGCUGGUAUGUCCUCAGGGCAGUGGUGUGUUGAUCUCCUGGAGGGAUGUCACAAUUUCAGGUUAUCAGCGUUUGUACCUUAAGCAAUCAAUACUUGUGUAUUAGCACAGGGGUUAACAACAGCAAGUAGCAAAAAAAGCUGAAAAAUGCAUUUAUUUUUUUUAGUACCUCAAUGUAAAAAUUAAUUACUUGGGCUGGAUCUAGGCUGACAUGGACAAGCCAAGCAUUUGCACUGGCUCCUAAUUUGUCCUUCAGCGAAACUACCAAAACUGAUCUUAGCUUUAGAGCCAGAGAUUCAGUCAGUGGCUUUGCUGGCAAAGUUUAUGGCCCCUAGACAUCUGUAGGACCUGGUUCACAAGUGCAGUUAGCCAAGUGAUUUUCAUUCUGUCUGUGGACUCACAGGUACAAGCAUAUAAAUGCAGCCUGAUGAGUGUGUUUGCAUAAGGUUCUGCUGGCUCCAGUACAAGAGCUUGGGUGGCCUCUGUCCUGCUGUAGUAUGGCAGCUUGCCUUAGCUCUGACAAGAAAAGAGAAGGGUCCCUAUAAAUCUGCAAC